This is a messenger RNA of Daldinia loculata, 1997 nucleotides long. RefSeq names its product major royal jelly protein-domain-containing protein. The record is from RefSeq and is a predicted model, not a curated record. The transcript has 4 exons. NCBI's taxonomy places the organism in Eukaryota, Fungi, Ascomycota, Sordariomycetes, Xylariales, Hypoxylaceae. The coding region runs from base 218 to 1510 and encodes 430 amino acids.
GCAUCAUGCAUUCCAGAGAAUAUGUAGGUGCAUAGUUCCGGAACAUGUAGCAGUUCGGUUGACGUCCACUUCGUAUUCAUGCGCCCGGGAACUCGGCAUUUGAUGAGGUGUAAAGGCAUUAAUGCCCUCUAUACUAUACAACCUCUCCGCUUAGGAUUUAACUGUAAUUUCUAGAAACUUAUAUGGUAUUUUGAUUUCAUAUUGCAAUAUAUAAAACAUGAAGUUAACCCUAUCAGUCGCAACUGGCCUUCUUAGCCGCGUGGUGGCACAAGCCUUCUUCCCAGUAGCACUUAAUAGUACGUUCGGGACCUCUGGGGCACGGAAUAUCCGUGUCGACACAGGGACAUACGGGCCACUGGUAGAGGAAUACCACUAUUUUUACGAUCAAUGGCCCAUUGGACUCGCUGUAUCUAAGAAUGGGCGAGUUUUCACCUGCUAUACGCGAGGGACGUACGCAUACACCUUGGGUGAAGUCGUUAAUGAGACCGCCGAGGUGGCGUACCCCAACUUGGAACUGAAUACACCCCCUCAAGGACUUUCCGCUGUUAGCAACGGCAUCACAUUCGGCAGCAACGAUGAGAGUCACUUUAUCAGCGUGCAAGCUCUGUACGUGACCCCUGAUGACACACUCUGGGUGCUCGACACUGGACGCCCUACUAUCACCCAAGAGGAGAAGAUUAGCACGCCAUACGCCGCACCGGGUGGCCCGAAGCUGGUAGCUAUAGACUUAACUACGAAUAGCAUCAGAAAGACAUAUACCCUACCUCCGACGGUUCAUUAUCCAGACUCUUACAUGAAUGACCUGCGGUUUGACCUUCGGUCUAAUGUCACUCAGUCGGGAGGCGGCAUCGUGUAUAUCGUAGACAGCAGUAACGAAGGGAGAACGGGGUUCAUCAUGAUCGACCUCGCGACAGGGGAGAGCUGGAGGCAGUUGAAUCAACACCCCAGUACUCAGGUUAUACCUGAAGUCGUUCCCAGUUACAAUGGUAUUCCGUUUUAUCUACGCCAACAUGGAUAUCCGCUCGGGUUCCAAGAAGAAGGUCUCGACGGGGCUGAGUUAGAUAAAUACGGAGAGGUCAUGUACUACUCUGCGCUCACUACAGAUUAUCUAUACGCGAUAGAGACCCGGUAUCUACGGGCAAACCCGAAUAGCGACCCGAUCGCUAAUAAGAAUGCCUUCGACAACGUCAAGAAUUUAGGACAGAGGGGCGGAAACGCUAAUGGGUUCACUGGAGAUAGCCUCGGUAACGUGUAUAUGCUAAUGCCGGAGCAUAAUGCAAUAUUUAUAUACAAUUACACGACUCAAUUAACAGUACCGUAUGUUAGAGACCCUCGUAUUGUCUGGCCAGACAGCGCCAACGUGGGUUGGGAUGGAUACCUCUACGUUACAAUUAACCAGCUGCCGUACCAACCAAACUGGAACAAUGGAGUGGAUAGAAGAGUCUAUCCGGGGUUAAUACUGCGGUCAAAGCUCCCCGAUGGUGCCAGCAAGAAUACACUAUUAAUGUAAUCCAUGAGCGUAGUUGGUAAUUGGCCUUUCUUUCAUUAUAAUCAUACACGUUCUUCUAAUAUCCGCGAAGAACAACAACUGUACACUUUGACGAUAUUAAGGCAUUAAUUUGUGCUUCCGCGUCCUCCCUGUCCACUCCCCGGACCAUGUGUUAGACCCUGACAUGAACCACCACUAGCAUUUAAUCCUUUCAGUCCUGCGCCGUGUUCGUGUUCGGGCAGCUCUGCAGUCUUAUCCGCUCGUGCAACAUGAGGGUCCUUCUCGUUGCCGGCACCGUGGAUGAUGUUGUGAUCGGUCUCAGGCGAGAGAUCUUGAGCGUUGUGGGCUCGACCGCUUCCGUCUCGAGGCAUAUUGAUUUAGGGAUAUGUUUGACUUAGUAGUGUGAUAAUUGUAGUGUAGGUAGUCUUGUUUCCUGUCUGAAUAUAAAAGAACUUACACCUAUGUAGCUUGGGCUUGGGUAUUUAAGUUUAACGGCGACAAUAUCCCU